AAUCUUUGACUUCUUUUGUCUCCAUGUUGUUGAUCAAAGUUUGUCGUGGUGACGUUUCUGCUCCGCACAGAGAUCAGCUGUCAAUCAAACACUGUCCUUCCUUUAUCACACAGAUUUACUUCUCACUUUGUAAUGGUACAAAUCUAUAAUUAUGAUGAUGUUUUACUGCGACAACCAGAGCCACAGACCAGAGCUGACUUCUUAAGAUAUUCACAGGAAAUCACACUGGAUCCAAACACAGCAAACAGAUAUCUGUUAUUAUCUGAGGGAAACAGAAAAGUAAGACGUGUGUGGAAACAACAGUCUUAUUCUGAUCACCCAGACAGAUUCACUUGUUGGUGUCAGGUCCUGAGUAGAGAGAGUCUGACUGGACGUUGUUACUGGGAGGUGGGAGUAGGAGUUCAUGUAGCAGUCACAUACAAGAAUAUCAGCAGAGCAGGAAACUCACAUGAAUGUAGAUUUGGCUACAAUGAUAAAUCUUGGUCGUUAGUGUGUGCCGGAAGUAGUUAUAUCUUUCUUUACAACAGCAUCGAGACUCCAGUGUCAGGUCCUGUGUCCUCCAGAGUAGGAGUGUACCUGGAUCACAGUGCAGGUGUUCUGUCCUUCUACAGAGUCUCUGACACCAUGACUCUCCUCCACAGAGUCCAGACCACAUUCACUCAGCCUCUCUAUGCUGGAGUUGGGAUUGGUUCUGGAGCCACAGCUGAGUUCUGUAAACUCAAAUAGACUUGAGUCAUUAAAAGCAGUGAUUUAGAUUCUGUGUGUGAAUCUUUAACUUCUUUUGUCUCCAUGUUGUUGAUCAAAGUUCGUCGUGGUGACGUUUCUGCUCCGCACAGAGAUCAGCUGUCAAUCAAACACUGACCUUCCUUUAUCACACAGAUUUACUUCUCACUUUGUAAAGACAGAAAUCUAUAAUUACACUGACAUGAAUGUUUUUGAAUGAACUAAUGUUGCUGUUGUUUUCUAAAUCAAUGUAGAAAUCAGGUUGUGUGAUGUUUUAGAAGCUGUAUUGAUCCUGAUUAGUGUUGCAAAGGGGCGGAACAUUUCCGGAAACUUUCUGGAAACUUUGCACGGGAAGUUAAGCUUAGGAAUUUUGGAAAUGUUGACACUUUUUUUGCAGAAGUUAGCCUAUAACAGGGAACUUAAAGGAAGUUGAAAACAAGAGUAUGCGAGCCGAGCUCAGCUGGACCCUGGUUUCAGUUAGUUGGGAACAUUGUCAGCCAGAAAAGUAAACCUAUGACUUUGUGUUGUUGUUGAACGUCUUUGUCAUUACCUAGCAUGUUGAUCACUUGUUACACUGAAGCCAUGUUCAUGUUAAUACCACGUUCAUCUGUAUAACUCUUUACAGCAGUGAGAGUACGAUGUAUGUACAGUUGCAAUCAGAAAUGUUAAACCCCUCCAAAGAUUUUAAGGAUUUAUCAAUUAAAGUUUUUUCAAAGAGCAAGAUUCAGCCUUGGAUGAUUUCUUUAUGAGUGUGAGUGAAACAGAAAAUCAACACAGAAAAUGCAUGAUGUAGUAUUUGUGUGUAACAGUAUAUUUUGUUAAGAUAUAUUAUAAUAUAUAAUAUUGUUGUUUUUAAAGCUGUCUGACAGUUUUUUUUUAUUAAUUAAUUUAAUUUGUUUUUACUCCCGAAUCUGAUAUAGAGUAAAGUUUAGCAAUUUAUAUUUAUAUAAUCCAAAACACCAACUUGCAAAUGCAAAGCUGGUGGAAUAUUCUCAGUAUUAGCUCUUCAACUGAUUUCAUUCUAUAUCAGCUUUCUCUAUCACAUAUUGCUGUCUAUGUUGUAAUCAAGCCUUCAGUAUACAUUUGUUUAAUCUUUCAGGUAGGAUGAGAUUGAUAAGUCUAAUACCCGGAAUACUAGUAUAACAAAGGACAACACAUUUAAAGGUUUUAGAUACGAUUCGGCUCUGGUUUGCUUCCAGUAACUUCUGAUGACACACACAAUAAACCACUAUCACACCA
Messenger RNA from Platichthys flesus (European flounder), 1962 nucleotides. Its product is annotated as tripartite motif-containing protein 16-like protein. The transcript has a single exon. The coding region runs from base 133 to 726 and encodes 197 amino acids. Gene Ontology annotation, molecular function: protein binding. The record is from RefSeq and is a predicted model, not a curated record. NCBI's taxonomy places the organism in Eukaryota, Metazoa, Chordata, Actinopteri, Pleuronectiformes, Pleuronectidae.